Messenger RNA from Jaculus jaculus (lesser Egyptian jerboa), 774 nucleotides. RefSeq names its product flavin-containing monooxygenase 5-like. Lineage: Eukaryota; Metazoa; Chordata; Mammalia; Rodentia; Dipodidae. The transcript has 5 exons. The record is from RefSeq and is a predicted model, not a curated record. Bases 1 to 774 code for a protein of 257 amino acids. Gene Ontology annotation, molecular function: NADP binding; flavin adenine dinucleotide binding; N,N-dimethylaniline monooxygenase activity.
AUGUCCAAGAAGUGUAUUGCUGUGAUUGGAGCUGGAAUUAGUGGACUGGGGGCCAUCAAGUGCUGCUUAGAUGAAGAUUUGGAGCCUACCUGCUUUGAAAGAAAUGAUGAUAUUGGAGGCCUGUGGAAAUUUCGGAAAAAUCCUUCAGAGAAAAUGCCUAGCAUCUACAAAUCUGUGACCAUCAACACUUCAAAGGAGAUGAUGUGCUUCAGUGACUUCCUCAUACCAGAUCAUUUUCCCAACUACAUGCAUAACUCCAAACUCAUGGACUACUUUAGGAUGUAUGCCAAACACUUUGGCCUUCUAAAGUACAUCCGAUUUAAGACCAAAGUGCGAAGUGUGAGGAAGCGUACAGAUUUCUCUGUCAGUGGACAAUGGGAUGUUGUUGUGGAGGCUGAAGGGAAACAGGAGACCUUGGUCUUUGAUGGGAUCCUGGUCUGCAGUGGCCAUCACACAGACCCCUACUUGCCACUUCAGUCCUUCCCAAGCAUCAAGAAGUUUGAAGGCUGUUAUUUCCACAGCCGAGAAUACAAAAGUCCUGAGGACUAUGUGGGAAAGAGAAUUGUAGUGGUUGGCAUUGGAAAUUCUGGUGUGGAUAUUGCCAUGGAGCUCAGUCAUGUAGCAAAACAGGUAUUCCUCAGCACUAGACGAGGAUCCUGGAUUUUACACCGUGUUUGGGAUAAUGGAUAUCCCAUGGAUAGUUCACUUUUUACUCGAUUUAAUAGCUUUUUACAGAAACUAUUAACUAUAGCACAAAUAAAUAACUACUUAUAG